UGUCACCACAACCACUUGUUCCACUACAGUGGCCAUGGUGGGCGGAUCCCUCUCUCUGCAUUCUAACGCAGAUCUGUAGAGGAUUAUAGGGCAGGCUGGGACUUCUAGUGGUGGGUGAGAUCGCAGGUACAGGACAAGGAAUUAAUUUGCUCAACAAGGAAGUAAAUCAUACAGGCUGGGACUCUCAAUGGUGGGUGAGAUCACAUGCACAGGAACAGGAAUUCGCAUUUGGAAGAAAGAAACAAUGAAGUGUUGUCAUCCGCUUGGUCUUCUGACAUGCAUUACUUUUGUCUCUGGAAUCACAGGGGCAAGACUGACCACAUCACCAACACAAAUAACUAUUGGGGGAAGUAACCCAACAUCUCAGCUGACUUUACGUUGUAGUCCAGAUGCACCUGGGAUAACACUAGUGUUCAGCAUAGAGAUUGGCAAGAAAUCUUCUACUGGUUCUAAUCAGCCUGUAAUACGAAUGGGCAGCACAGAUUCGUCAGUACAAGUAGUGGACACAGGCCUACAACAGCGGAUGACAGCCUCAGGUUCUAUUACUGGAGCAACAGGAAGCAUACAGUUCAUCCUGACAGAUCUGAGAUGUACUGAUGCUGCUUCUACAUACUAUUGCUCCACCCUAUACUUGGCGGGGACAGCUGGAAGUGAUGAGACAACCACCAACAUCACAGCUAGAACUUACCCAGAGCAGAUAGAGAUGUUCCCAACUCCCGACAGGGUCAGUUAUGACAAUGGUCAGCUGAUCUCAUUCAGAUGCACUGGUAGGAUCGGGAACCAGUUUGAUGACAACAAUCUCCAGAACCUGUGGACAUGGGAGUGGCGAUCUAUAGACAACGAGUUCACCUCCUGGACACGAUAUCCAAACGACCAAAACAUCACCUAUGAGCCUCCUACUCCCGUGUCUGUGUCAGGGGGUUGUCAGUAUAACGGGGCGUCAACACUGCUUCAUACAGUCUCGAAUCUAGACAAUGGGAGACAGUUCAGGUGUUCAGUCAUUAAUGAAGACUACAGUGACAACAAAACAGUUCUUGUUAUUGAACCAACAACUAGAACAACCACUAUUCAACCGAUCACAGGGGCAAGACUGACCACAUCACCAACACAAAUAACUAUUGGGGGAAGUGGCCCAACAUCUCAGCUGACUGUACGUUGUAGUCCAGAUGCACCUGGGAUAACACAAGUCUAUAGCAUAGAGAUUGGCAAGAAAUCUUCUACUGGUUCUAAUCUGCCUGUAAUACGAAUGGGCAGCACAGAUUCGUCAGUACAAGUAGUGGACACAGGCCUACAACAGCGGAUGACAGCCUCAGGUUCUAUUACUGGAGCAACAGGAAGCAUACAGUUCAUCCUGACAGAUCUGAGAUGUACUGAUGCUGCUUCUACAUACUAUUGCUCCACCCUAUACUUGGCGGGGACAGCUGGAAGUGAUGAGACAACCACCAACAUCACAGCUAGAACUUACCCAGAGCAGAUAGAGAUGUUCCCCACUCCCGACAGUGUCAGUUAUGACAAUGGUCAGCUGAUCUCAUUCAGAUGCACUGGGAGGAUCGGGAACCAGUUUGAUAACAACAAUCUCCAGAACCUGUGGACAUGGGAGUGGCGAUCUAUAGACAACGAGUUCACCUCCUGGACACGAUAUCCAAACGACCAAAACAUCACCUAUGAGCCUCCUACUCCUGUGUCUGUGUCAGGGGGUUGUCAGUAUAACGGGGCGUCAACACUGCUUCAUACAGUCUCGAAUCUAGACAAUGGGAGACAAUUCAGGUGUUCAGUCAUUAAUGAAGACUACAGUGACAACAAAACAGUUCUUGUUAUUGAACCAACAACUAGAACAACCACUAUUCAACCGAUCACAGGGGCAAGACUGACCACAUCACCAACACAAAUAACUAUUGGGGGAAGUAACCCAACAUCUCAGCUGACUUUACGUUGUAGUCCAGAUGCACCUGGGAUAACACUAGUGUUCAGCAUAGAGAUUGGCAAGAAAUCUUCUACUGGUUCUAAUCAGCCUGUAAUACGAAUGGGCAGCACAGAUUCGUCAGUACAAGUAGUGGACACAGGCCUACAACAGCGGAUGACAGCCUCAGGUUCUAUUACUGGAGCAACAGGAAGCAUACAGUUCAUCCUGACAGAUCUGAGAUGUACUGAUGCUGCUUCUACAUACUAUUGCUCCACCCUAUACUUGGCGGGGACAGCUGGAAGUGAUGAGACAACAACCAACAUCACAGCUAGAACUUACCCAGAGCAGAUAGAGAUGUUCCCCACUCCCGACAGGGUCAGUUAUGACAAUGGUCAGCUGAUCUCAUUCAGAUGCACUGGUAGGAUCGGGAACCAGUUUGAUGACAACAAUCUCCAGAACCUGUGGACAUGGGAGUGGCGAUCUAUAGACAACGAGUUCACCUCCUGGACACGAUAUCCAAACGACCAAAACAUCACCUAUGAGCCUCCUACUCCCGUGUCUGUGUCAGGGGGUUGUCAGUAUAACGGGGCGUCAACACUGCUUCAUACAGUCUCGAAUCUAGACAAUGGGAGACAGUUCAGGUGUUCAGUCAUUAAUGAAGACUACAGUGACAACAAAACAGUUCUUGUUAUUGAACCAACAACUAGAACAACCACUAUUCAACCGAUCACAGGGGCAAGACUGACCACAUCACCAACACAAAUAACUAUUGGGGGAAGUGGCCCAACAUCUCAGCUGACUGUACGUUGUAGUCCAGAUGCACCUGGGAUAACACAAGUCUAUAGCAUAGAGAUUGGCAAGAAAUCUUCUACUGGUUUUCAUCUGCCUGUAAUACGAACAGGCAGCACAGAUUCGUCAGUACAAGUAGUGGACACAGGCCUACAACAGCGGAUGACAGCCUCAGGUUCUAUUACUGGAGCAACAGGAAGCAUACAGUUCAUCCUGACAGAUCUGAGAUGUACUGAUGCUGCUUCUACAUACUAUUGCUCCACCCUAUACUUGGCGGGGACAGCUGGAAGUGAUGAGACAACCACCAACAUCACAGCUAGAACUUACCCAGAGCAGAUAGAGAUGUUCCCCACUCCCGACAGUGUCAGUUAUGACAAUGGUCAGCUGAUCUCAUUCAGAUGCACUGGGAGGAUCGGGAACCAGUUUGAUAACAACAAUCUCCAGAACCUGUGGACAUGGGAGUGGCGAUCUAUUGACAACGAGUUCACCUCCUGGACACGAUAUCCAAACGACCAAAACAUCACCUAUGAGCCUCCUACUCCCGUGUCUGUGUCAGGGGGUUGUCAGUAUAACGGGGCGUCAACACUGCUUCAUACAGUCUCGAAUCUAGACAAUGGGAGACAGUUCAGGUGUUCAGUCAUUAAUGAAGACUACAGUGACAACAAAACAGUUCUUGUUAUUGAACCAACAACUAGAACAACCACUAUUCAACCGAAAACAACAACUAGAACACCCACCAUUCAACCCAAUGCAAGACCCUCCCCGCCAACUGACUUCUACUGCACAGAGCACACGGCCUCUAGUGUUAAGAUGCAGUGGACCUACAGUGACACACGUAGUCGGGGAUAUGUUUUCAUUCUUUCCUUUUGGCAGAAAGACUCAACUGUAUGGAGUGUUACUAACGUAACGGCAGACACAGGCAUUCCUCAGACGCGACGGACACACAGUGUCCCACGGCUGCAGUCAGACACUCUAUACUACUUCCGGUUGCUGGUGGAUGGAGGGUUAGCGGGUCAGAGCGAGGCUGUGACUUCAACAUGUUUCACGGGAAUCGAUGAAUGUGAAACCUCAAAAGGCAUGAUGGUGGGGAAGAAUGCGGCCAUCAGCGUCAGUGUGGUUCUACUUCUGUCAUUUUUUUAAAACUAAACCCACAACUUCACAAGAUCCAAAAAUUAUGUUAAUUAUUACGACAUCAGGUGAAUGUGUUUGAUAUUUAUGUAACAAAUAUAUUUUGAUGGUAACAACAUAAAGGAAAACUGUGUGAGCUAUGUUUAAUACGAGAUCCAUGUGAAUAGUAUGUUGGUGACAGAAUAGUAUCAUCUUAUUUGCUCGGCCUAGCAAUUUGCUUCGUUAUGACAGUCUGAGACCUCUUUGUUUCUACCGCAUGAGCGAUUAACGAUGUGUAGAUUCAAAACAAAAAAGUUCCUUAUAAAUUUUGUCAAUCCAGCAACAUUUUGAACAGUGUCUGGCUAGUUAAAUAUAAAUUCGGCUUUUCCUAGUUGCUUGGACCAUCUGAGAAGGGUUUAAGAUGUGAUAAUGAUUCAGCUGGUGUAGUGAAUUCACUUGUAUGUCCAAAUAAGCAAAUAUGUGUGGGAAGAUUUGUAUCAGCCCAAUGCUUUAACUUAUGUACAUCUGUUAUAUUUGUUUUCCAUGCCAAUUCCCAUUUAUUUUAUGAAUAGGUGAUCAGCACUUAUAAUUUCAUCUAAAUGUGAGUAGUAAAUAACGGAAUCUUUGGACACUGUCAUAUGUGUAUAGUUUCAUUUUUUACUACCUUAUUAUUCAGUUUAUGUAACUUUAGUUUAAUAUAUCUUUGCAAAGGCGUGUAGUUUGAACAGCCUGGUGGGAGAAUAGAAGAUGGUUCCCCCAAAUACUGGAAAUAUAAUGAUUCGUGGUAUUGUUUCACAAUCAAGUCACCUUACAAAAUAAUGCUUAUAGUCUGGCAUAAUAUGACAGCAAUAUAUCCACAAACAAGCAACAUUGUAGCAUUAUAUCAUUAUAUCACGUGUGUUGUGGAAUCAACAGGACUGGACGAUAUCCUCCAACUAAUUUAACAAUAUACCAAAAUCGUUAUUAUUAUUUGUUUGUUCGUUGUUUAACGCCGCACGCAACUCUCAAUCCAGUUUGAAAUUGUAAAGUUCUCAUUUAACUUGACAAUUUCGCAAAGCGCCAUUUUUGUGACUUGACCAGCGAGUGUUCCUUUGCUUCAAACUGCGGUCUCGUAGCUUACAAGAAUAUUUUUUUGUUGAGUUGAGUUUGUAUAUAAUCAUAUCCAAAUGUAUAAUAAAGAGUUCCAGUGACCUCA
Molecule: messenger RNA, 4994 nt
Organism: Haliotis rufescens (red abalone)
Lineage: Eukaryota; Metazoa; Mollusca; Gastropoda; Lepetellida; Haliotidae
Exons: 18
Coding region: 188-3832 (1214 amino acids)
Molecular function (GO): protein binding
Source: RefSeq, a predicted model, not a curated record